UGAAUCACGUUCAGCCGGCCACACAGUGCAGCGCUGUGUAAGGUCCGUAGGAGCAGGAAGUAGACUGCACGGUGCGUGUACACAGCGCCAUGCCUGGGGUAGUUAGCUGAAACACGGACUUCUAACAGGCAAAUCAGGUCGUGGGGAGCAGCUUUGAGUAUAAUUUUCAGGCCAGACAGUCUAGGGUGUGGAGAGACAGUGUCGAAACUGUGGGCACAGAGCCAGAGCGGCAGGAAUGUGAAGGGAACACGGCUGGAAAUCUUUGCAAAUUCUGAAAUCUGAGAUCGUGGCAAAGCUGAUCAUGGGCCAUAUUUCCUGCUUCUUCGGAUGUCAUGUCUAGUCUGUUAGAGCGGCUGUGACAUGACCUCAGCGGUGGCUUGAGCAGCAUGCAUUUGUUGCUGGCAUCUGGGCCGCUGGGAAAUCCAAGAGUCAGGUCCCAGCAGCCCGGGUCCCUGCUGAGGAGCCCUGCUGGCUCAGCCGUCUUGUCCUCACGUGGCGGGGAGCAAACAGAGAGGAAGGGGCUCUCGUGUGUGUCUUCUGAGGACAGGAACCCGUUCGCGAGGGGAGGCCCCACCUCGAAGUGCCACCAGCUCUGGAUUACGCUUCAGCAUCUGAGUUUCGGGGAGACACAAACAUUCAGCCAAUAGUGGUCUAGAGAUUUUUGUUCGGAUGCCUGACAUGAACUUCACAUUGUUGAAGGCUGGAUUUUGUUGCGUGUCUUUGCUUUGGAAUGGAGUCUCGUUACUGGAAUAUAAUGGUCCAAUAUCAUAUCUUGUUACAGCAGGCUCAGAGCAGCGUUAAUGUGGGCUUAUCAGAGCGGCGUCACUCCUAACAGGCUACUGUUCCGAGGAUGCUGUCCCGUCCUCUGUGACGUAGAAGGUGCUGUGACCUGGGGAGAGACCACUCCUAGCCCAGGACUCUGAGGACUUCCCGGUCUCUCCUUUCUGGAAUCCGUCUUGCAUUGCCUCCUCUCAAGGACACCUCUCUGCCGCGCUCCUUGUUUUUCUGCGUGUGGCUCCCUCCUCCCCUGUAUCUUGUCUUGCAAAGUGUAGCUGUGCUGGCCUCCUCGGACUCCGGUCCCUGUGUCCUCUGUGAGGCAGCCAUCCCCGGGCCAGCUUGCCUCACACCCUGUGCUUGGAUGCGCUGGGGCCUCCCAGGGCUCAGGCCAUAGCGCCCCCGCCGGCUCUCUUCUCGUCAGGGACCGUAAUCCUGUGACACCUGUUGCCCCAUGUCUGAAAACUGUCAUCUAACAUACUUUACAGACUUUUCUGGUUGUUGGACGCGGUUCAGUACAUUUGGUUCCUGUUAGUCCCUCAUGGCUGGAACCGUUGAUCUUGCGGCCAUGUUUGAUUGAUACGUUUCACCCGAUAAUCUGAUUGAUACCUUCCUCCCCUCACAUUCUUUACUGGGCUUCCCGUAAAGCCCUAAAGCCCUGAGAAUGUAUGCUGGGGGUGACUGAGAUGUGCACAGAUGACCCACGCCGCCCCCUAGUGUCACGUCCAGGGCGGCGGCUGGGAGGCGGCAAACACUCACCCGCCAAGUGACAGCUCCAGGCAUCAGGCAAAGAAUGGGCUUGGGGCCGCCGGAUGCAUGACUCUGUGAACAACAGAAUGAGGAGGCAGAUCCUUCAGGGUGAGCUGGGUGUCAUCCGGACCCCUCCCGGAGUGUCGGUGGCGAUGCCGACCCGCAGACGGCCUUCUCUAUCGUCUCCGCGGGGCCAGGGGCCUGGACGCCCACCCCUCCUGCACCGGCCCGGGUUUUCCACCGAGAACAGGAGCACAAUGAGUGGGGGCCCGAGGAGCCUCGGCGACGCCUUCAAUCUGAGUGAGGACUACUUCGGGUCGGGGAACGGUUCAGACUACACCCUGGAUGACGAGAGCUUGCUGUGCUCCAUGCAGGACGUCAGGACCUUCUCCGGGCUCUUCGUGCCCAUCGCGUACUCCCUGAUCUGCGUCUUUGGCCUCCUGGGCAACGUUUUGGUGGUGAUCACCUUUGCUUUCUACAAGAAAGCCAAGUCGAUGACGGACGUGUACCUGUUGAACAUGGCCAUCGCCGACAUCCUGUUUGUCCUCACCCUCCCGUUCUGGGCCGUCAGCCACGCCACUGGCAAGUGGGUCUUCAGCAACGCCAUGUGCAAGCUCAUGAAGGGCAUCUAUGCCGUCAACUUCAACUGCGGCAUGCUGCUGCUGACCUGCGUCAGCAUGGACCGCUACAUCGCCAUCGUGCAGGCCACCAAGUCCUUCCGGCUGCGGUCCAGGACGCUGGCGCACCGCAGGGCCAUCUGCCUCGUGGUCUGGGGGGCGUCCGUGCUCAUCUCCAGCUGGACAUUCAUGUUCUACCAGAAGUACAGCGUGCAGAGCAGGGACGUGUGCGAGCCCCACUUCCCGGCCACCGCGGACCCCGUCCGCUGGAAGCUCCUGAUGCUGGGGCUCCAGCUCCUCUUCGGCUUCUUCGUCCCGCUGGUCUUUAUGAUAUUUUGCUACAUGUUCAUCAUCAAGACCCUGGUGCAGGCUCAGAACUCCAAGCGGCACAAGGCCAUCCGCGUGAUCAUCGCCGUGGUGCUGGUGUUCCUGGCUUGCCAGAUUCCGCACAACAUGGUGCUCCUGGUGACGGCCGUGCAGCUGGGCAGGACGGACCGCGAGUGCCAGGGCGCCAAGCUGCUGGCCUACGGCAGGAACGUCACCGAGGUCCUGGCCUUCCUGCACUGCUGCCUCAACCCCGUGCUCUACGCCUUCAUCGGCCAGAAGUUCCGCAGCUACUUCCUGAAGAUCGUGAAGGACCUGUGGUGCGUGCGGAGGAAGCCGAAGGCGUCCGGCUUCUUGGAGACCACCGCCUCCAGGCAGAACAGCGAGACCGUGGACAACGAGAACGCCUCGUCCUUCACCAUGUGACCGGCCCGGGGUGGCGGCGCCCGGCGGCCAGGGCAACGGGUCCUCGGACUCGCAACCCCGUCCCCCCACAGGACCUGCUGGGGGAGUCCCCUCUCGGGGGGGGCUGCCGGGGCCCCACAUGGCACGUCCCCACCUUCCUUCCCGCGGCCCCGAGCCCCUGGGGCUCCCCACGGCUGGUGCUCCCCAAAGCAGAGCGGACUGUGGAGAGAUGUGGACGUUUUCAGAAGCGGUCGUGAAACAGCCCCUAGAACACAGUUUCUCCCUGUCACGGCCAACAGCUCUAAGGUUUGCAAAACCGAAGUGGAGAAUGUCGCACGAGGGCCUCAGAGGAGUCUGCGCGGGCGGAAGCUGAGACCGUCCCCGGCUGGAGGAGCGGCCUGCGGAGACGGGACAGGGCGGGCGGUGACGGGCCAUCCGGAAGGCCUGUGUUUGCUUUAUUUCCCCGGGAAAAUGGUCUCUGCAAGUGAUAAUUCUCCUCCAAAACUCCGUUCGACUGACAGAGCUCCAGGAAGGCGCACGCGGACGGCACAUGCCCAGCACCCAGAGGGGCUUACUGAGUAUUUGUUGGUGAAGCCGGUGAACUUGGGGUGCAGUUGGGGUGGCAGGUGUUUACAUUGUAGUUUUAAAGGAACAAGGAAGCUUCCCCGAGAUGGUACCGAAAGAACUUGUGUUCCGAGUCCACACGGGUCGGAAGCCGUCCACACGGGGGGAUGUGGGUACCAAGGGUGUCACACUGGGGGGCGGACAGCUGGGCUCCUUCCCUUCUGCCUAUGACUUGAAAGUGGUUUCCCUAAGGUCUGAAGUUAAUCAUGGAAUCAGAUUUUAUUUUUUGAGAGGGAGAGACAGAGAAAGAGAAGGAGAGAGAGAACCUUAAGCAGGCUCCGCACUCA
Messenger RNA from Suricata suricatta (meerkat), 3781 nucleotides. RefSeq names its product C-C motif chemokine receptor 6 (gene CCR6). Bases 1587 to 2891 code for a protein of 434 amino acids. The transcript has 4 exons. Gene Ontology annotation, biological process: thymocyte migration; G protein-coupled receptor signaling pathway; immune response. The record is from RefSeq and is a predicted model, not a curated record. Lineage: Eukaryota; Metazoa; Chordata; Mammalia; Carnivora; Herpestidae. Gene Ontology annotation, molecular function: C-C chemokine receptor activity. Gene Ontology annotation, cellular component: membrane.